UAAUUCAUUUAAAUAGUUUUAAUAAUAUAAAAAUAAUUUAAUGUACCUGUGACAUUUCCUAUACCCGCCAGCUUGGUCUGAGAAUAAUAAUCACUACCACAAUUACAACAAAUUUAACACGACAACAUGGAAUCAAUUAAAAGCUCUAUAGCGGAUCUCACGGAGCACUUUAACUUAAGAAUGGCAGAGUUCCAGAGAGACUUGAGAAAUGCUGUUCCUGCCUCAAGCCCCGUGUCCAAUAUCAACAGCCAAUUCAAUUCGUUUCGCAGUUUUGUAAUAGCGGCUCUUGAAAGUUUGCAACUGCAGGUGGAGCUGCUGUCCCAUCAGUGUGAUGUGAUGGAAAUGCGGUCACGUAGGAAAAUACUCUUGGUCCAUGGUGUUCCGGAGGACAAACAUGAGAAUAUAUCGGCUCAUAUCUCAAAAGUUUUGGGCGAUCACCUUAAAUUCCCUGGAUUAACAGCUGACUCCAUAUCCCGUUCCCAUCGCCUUGGUCAGCCUGGCAAUGGUAAGCCACGUGCGAUUUUGGUGAAGUUCAAGGACACUUCGGUUAAAGACAAGGUCUGGGGCGCCAAAAAGAACCUUAAAGGCACCGGUAUCACCAUAUCUGAAUUUCUGACCAAACGUCGCCAUGAAGUGUUUUUAGCAGCCCGGCAGCGAUUUGGGAUAUCUAGAUGCUGGACUGACAAUGGUGUAGUGAUGGUGAUGGGGUCCGACCAGUCGAAGCACCGUGUUCACACAAAUCAGGAACUGGAUGCCAUCCCCAGUGACAGUGUAGUGGUCCCGGGCCCUUCUGCUGCGACUGUUGUCUCAAAUGCAGUUAAGGAUACCAAAACAACAUAUUUGCGAUCUAAAAGGAACGUUAAGAAGUAAUUUAUUCUUAUUAUCUUGUAUUGUUUUUGUUUUUUCUAUUGCUUAUUUAACAUUUAACGUCUUUCUUUCGCGAGUACUUGUAUCAACCUCGUUUCUUUCUUUUUACUAUCUUGUUUUUGUUUAUUUCAAUGUUCAUUUAAGUUUUUAUCACGUAAUAAAACUAAUAUAAUAUAACAAAUCAGGUAGUAAGCAAUUUUGUGU
This is a messenger RNA of Vanessa atalanta (red admiral), 1071 nucleotides long. Its product is annotated as protein unc-13 homolog C-like. The record is from RefSeq and is a predicted model, not a curated record. The transcript has a single exon. NCBI's taxonomy places the organism in Eukaryota, Metazoa, Arthropoda, Insecta, Lepidoptera, Nymphalidae. The coding region runs from base 127 to 870 and encodes 247 amino acids.